UAAGUUUCGCUCAUGGAGUAGUUCACAUAUUACAAAUGUAAUGUGAAAUAGAGGUUUAAUCACAACACACAACACGUGUUUUAGGUGAACUAUUUUGUCGAUAUGUCGGCAGAACUUGUGAGAAAGAGUUUGGAAUUAUUUGAGGACAAGUUUGUGAAGAAAGAUGGAAAAGGAAAGGCAAAGAAACACAACAGCACAAACAGACAGGGUGUUCAGAAGCAGCUUCCGAGCAAUAAAAAGGAAAAGAAGACUUUCAGAUCUGCAAUAGAGAAGCACCAGGCCGAAUCUUCCAAGGAUCACACAGCUGAGAACAUCCACCUUCUGAAACAGCUCACAGAUGUUGCCAAAACAGAUGAAACUUUCACGAAAAAGGUAUUUGGUUAUACAGACACCAAAGCAUCCCAUGAACCGAAAGAAGAGGAGUCCACGGUGUUCACGGAAGCCGACUUUGAGAAGUUUGAGAAAGAAUACAACUUCCAGUGAUAUUCCAAUACGUUAGGGAUGCAGAUAUGUGGAUGUUGGAUCACAUACAGUGAAACAGAGUUUGUGAAAUUCAUUUUGAAACUAUUUUCAGAUGGAAGUCAAACUUUUGAUUUGUUCAAAAUGGGCAAACACACAGCACCUCAUGUGGUGGGUCAGCUGUUCGUAACCAUUUCUUAUCAACAGUUUGUUCCACUGUGAACAUUACUUGUUGUGCAACCAGGUCUGUGAAAGCAUUAAAUCUUCUUAUUAUACAAACAAGUUUGUACAGCUAUCACAUUGCUUGUUGUAUAUCACUUCACCAUCACUCACCUCAGAGCUUCAGUACAAACACAAUUCUAAACUUGUGUAUUGAAUGGGAACGAUCCCAAGCCUGAUUCAAGACAUGAAAAGAUCAGCUCAUGUUUCUAAAAACCAGGAACAGCAGCACUGUGUAGACAUAGAGUGGAACACGGUCUGUCUUCACCAAGUAGUGCGUUGCUGCAGGGUCGGAAACAUCAGCACUGAAACACCCGGUGAAUGUUGGCCAUGUUGGAGCGAGCAAGCUGGGUUUGGGGCAUCCUCGAUAAUCUCCAGGGUAUACAUUACGAUCACUCUCCACUAUACCCUGGAUGCAUCCAUCACUUGGCCUGAUAAUUAUAUUACCUCCCUUUGCUGGCUCCGCAUUCUCACAGAAGCCAA
Messenger RNA from Haliotis rubra (blacklip abalone), 1161 nucleotides. Its product is annotated as active regulator of SIRT1-like. Gene Ontology annotation, molecular function: enzyme binding. The transcript is spliced from 4 exons. The record is from RefSeq and is a predicted model, not a curated record. Gene Ontology annotation, cellular component: nucleolus. NCBI's taxonomy places the organism in Eukaryota, Metazoa, Mollusca, Gastropoda, Lepetellida, Haliotidae. The coding region runs from base 103 to 483 and encodes 126 amino acids.